GUUCAAUGUUCUAUUAAAGGUUUGAUGUUUUAUAUUCUAGGAAACGGCAGCCAUUACGGACCUUUACACAUCGUACUUACCCUCCUGAUGGCCAUAAGUUCAAUACUCUACAUACCCCCUUUCAUUACAUAAUCACACAGGUGCCACUAUUUAUUCCGAGGCAUUGCCGCUUACCAGGCUUAUCAGGCUUAUCAGCCAAAAAAAAUAAUUGACAGCCAAACCCCACUGAAAUUCGGCCUUCUCAAUUCCCCAUACGGUAUUUGACUUGCGUUUGACUUGCGAUCGAUUUGCGAUUGCGACGAGGUCAAUUCAAAUCACGAUGGGUCUUGCAGGUCCUAGGAACCGGCGAAAGCUCCAGCACGAUCCGAAUAAUACGAAAUGGAGCCGUGACGAGACGACCUUCGGUCAGAAGAUUCUGCGAGCACAUGGUUGGGAGCCGGGAAAGUUUCUAGGAGCGCAAGAUUCCUCGCACUCUCAUUUACACACGGCUGCGAGCGCCGCCCCUAUAAAUGUCCUCCUAAAAGAUGACACCAUGGGUUUAGGAGCGAAGCCCCGGCACAAACAAAACACCGAAUGCACUGGCCUCGAUGUCUUCAAAGAUCUCCUCGGUAGACUGAACGGGAAAUCCGAAGAGGUAAUUGAGAAAGAGAGGAAGGUGAAGUCAGAAGUUAAGACUUGUUUGUACGUAGAGAGGAAAUACGGUACCAUGAGAUUUGUCAGUGGAGGUCUCUUGGUUGGAGACCAGAUAGCGGGAUUGACUAGCACGACCGCCAAAGCUGAAACUCCCACAGAGGACGUGAAGGAAGAGGAUAUCAAGGAGGAAUCAGUCACCUCGCUGGAGGAUGUUCCUGAUCGCCCCGUGAAGAAGCAGAAGAAGGAAAAGAAAUCCAAGAAAAGGAAAGCAGGAGACGUCGACUCCGCCGAUGAGCCCGAUGCUACCCUCGAAAAGAAGCGAAGGAAAUGGUUAAAGGAAAAUAUCUCACAGGAAGACUCGGCUUGUACCGUAAAAGCCGAAGGCUCUAGCAAAAAGAAGAAAUCCAAGAAGUCUAAAUGGAAAGACAUUGAUGGAUCAGAGCCACUCGAGUCGGAGAAAAAGAAGAAGAGCAAAAAAUCAAAGAGGGACAAUGGGUGCGAGACUGAGAACGAUGACACAUCUAUUCCGUCAGAAGAGACCCCGGUAGAAAAGUCCAAAUCAAAGAAAGAGAAGAAAGAGAAACACAAGAAGGACAAGAAGCAAAAACAGUCGAAUUCGUCAGCGGAUGCAUAUAUUUCAACGGGCACUUCAACUCUUGCGUCCGACGCUACCCCUCAAGAGAGUGGCACGUCGACGCCCAUUGGGACGGGCACUUCAACUCCUCAACCCAUUUCUGCACGACAUUUGGCUCGGUCCCGCCACAUCGCAUCGAAACGGAUGGCCAUAGCUGAUUUGCAAGCAAUGAAUCAAAUUUUCAUGGUAAAACCGGUUUGAUAUAUAAUAUUAGCGAUUUGAUUAAUCGGAGUGUUUGCAUUAGAACGCUUGGGCUUUGAUGCCCGUAGAUAUGAUUCAACAAUAUAAAUAAGCCUCGAUCGAAAAUAGAGAAGAAUGAUGAAGCUUUAAAUGGGCCUUAAUACUAGCAAAGAGACCAGCUGCGCAACUAAGUCUCUUGUGAGCUGCCGUAGACAAAUGUUAUUACCUACUGUUUAUAUAGACGGAGAUAGCUGCAUGUUUUUCUAGUAGUAAGUAAACAUCGUGUUAAUAUCAUGUUACAUGGCGGAAGUAAUAGAGAACAUCCUACCUCUACAUGGCUAGGCUUGGCUUGGGCUUGCAUACCCGGGGUCUUGGGCAGGGCAGAGUUAGUCCCAAUUCAUCUCACCGCACAGCGCGAU
Messenger RNA from Daldinia decipiens, 1866 nucleotides. RefSeq lists its product as uncharacterized. Lineage: Eukaryota; Fungi; Ascomycota; Sordariomycetes; Xylariales; Hypoxylaceae. Bases 320 to 1468 code for a protein of 382 amino acids. The transcript has 3 exons. The record is from RefSeq and is a predicted model, not a curated record. Gene Ontology annotation, molecular function: nucleic acid binding.